Molecule: messenger RNA, 1529 nt
Organism: Dryobates pubescens (Downy woodpecker)
Lineage: Eukaryota; Metazoa; Chordata; Aves; Piciformes; Picidae
Gene: NUDT12
Product: nudix hydrolase 12
Exons: 6
Coding region: 15-1406 (463 amino acids)
Biological process (GO): NADP+ catabolic process; NAD+ catabolic process
Cellular component (GO): cytosol
Molecular function (GO): NADH pyrophosphatase activity; protein binding; metal ion binding
Source: RefSeq, a predicted model, not a curated record
AAGUAGUUGACGCAAUGACAGCCUUUGAAAAGAACCUCCACCAGAAAAUUAUUUCUCAGCUGCAUAAUUUUGCUGCUAAUGGAGAUGCAGCCAAACUAAAAGCAUUGCUCAGGCAUUCUCCGUCACUUGUCAAUGCAUCUGCAGAUAAUGGCUGGACAGCCUUGAUGUACGGUGCCAGAAAUGGACAUCUUGAGGUUGUGCAGCUUCUUCUUGAAAAAGGGUGUGACAGGUCCAUUGUUAAUAAAUCAAGGCAGACAGCUCUGGACAUUGCUAAAUUUUGGGGAUACAAGCACAUAGUGAAUUUGUUGGCAGAUGUGAAUGGUGGACAGAGGCCUACUUUUCUGUCAGAUGAAGUGAAGGAAUGUGAAAAUUAUUUUGGUUUAACACUUCUGGACAGAAAAAGUGCUAAAAGAACAGAUUCCAAGUGGCUAAGUGAAAAACAAACCCAUCCAACUACAGUAUACAUCCUCUUCUCAAAUCUAAGUCCUUUGGUUACUUUGAGUGGGGGAAUAGAGGGCUCCCAGCAGCCAGGAGUAAAGCUUUGCAGGCUGUGCCACAAGGAUGUUCAGCAGUACAUAAACCAAAGUGAAGAAAGCACCUUAAUUUUUCUUGGAGUUGAACUUCAAUUACACAUGAAUGUGCUGGAUGCUUGCAAUAGAAGAGGUCUACAAGAUGAAGAGGAUGGGUUAGUUACUUGGUUUGCUCUUAGCAUAGAUUCUGCUUCUGCUGAGAAGUUCAAACAGAAUCAUGAGGAUUGUUAUUUUCUUUACCCACCAAUGCCAGAACUACUUCGGCUUCCUGAAAAAGAAGCUGGAGUGGUAGCCCAGGCUAGGUCUGUUCUAGCAUGGCACAGUCGCUACCGAUUCUGCCCAACAUGUGGGAGUGCAACCAGGAUUGAAGAAGGAGGUUACAAGAAAACCUGCUUAAAAGAAGGUUGUCCCAGCCUUCAAGGUGUUCACAACACAUCAUAUCCAAGAGUUGAUCCUGUUGUGAUAAUGCAAGUCAUCCAUCCAGAUGGGAACCACUGCCUUUUAGGUAGGCAGAAGAGGUUUCCCCCAGGAAUGUUUACCUGUCUUGCUGGAUUUAUUGAACCUGGUGAAACAAUAGAAGAUGCUGUUCGAAGAGAAGUAGAAGAGGAGGCUGGAGUCAAAGUUGGCCAUGUUCAGUAUGUUUCGUGUCAGCCGUGGCCAAUGCCCUCUUCCCUAAUGAUUGGCUGCUUAGCUGUUGCAGUGUCUACAGAAAUUGAAGUUGACAAGAAUGAAAUAGAGGAUGCCCGAUGGUUCACAAGAGAACAGGUUGUGGAAGUUCUUAUUAAAGGAAACCAGCAUUCUUUCUUUGUGCCCGCAAGUCAAGCUAUUGCACACCAGUUGAUAAAACACUGGAUUGGAAUGAAUGCUAAUCUUUAAUUCCAGUAAUUGAUUAUGUUAAAUUACUUCUUCUAGUGAAUUCUAAAUUAGGAAUACAUUGGAAGGAAUUGUAUAUAUAGUAAAUUAAUUUUCUACGUUCUUUUGGUUCCUGGACUAAAUUAU